Messenger RNA from Drosophila serrata, 2153 nucleotides. It is a transcript of the gene Ada2b, whose product is annotated as Transcriptional adapter 2B. Gene Ontology annotation, biological process: regulation of transcription by RNA polymerase II; chromatin remodeling. Gene Ontology annotation, cellular component: nucleus; SAGA-type complex. Gene Ontology annotation, molecular function: chromatin binding; transcription coactivator activity; zinc ion binding. Lineage: Eukaryota; Metazoa; Arthropoda; Insecta; Diptera; Drosophilidae. The record is from RefSeq and is a predicted model, not a curated record.
GAAAAACAUGGCGUUGUCCCUGCAGCUGGUCACACUGCACGGUCGAGUUUUUUCGCACAAGAUUUUCUAGUGGAGAAAAUCCAUUUUUUUGUGCUGAAAUGACCACAAUUGCAGAUUUAUUCACUAAAUAUAAUUGCACUAACUGUCAGGACGACAUCCAGGGCAUCCGGGUGCACUGUGCUGAUUGCGAAAACUUCGAUUUGUGUCUCCAAUGUUUUGCGGCGGGAGCGGAAAUUGGAGCCCACCAAAACAACCAUGCUUACCAGUUCAUGGACACGGGCACGUCCAUUCUUAGCGUGUUCCGUGGAAAGGGGGCGUGGACGGCACGCGAGGAGAUACGACUGCUGGACGCCAUCGAGCAGUACGGAUUUGGAAACUGGGAAGACAUAAGCAAGCACAUUGAAACCAAAUCGGCAGAAGACGCCAAGGAGGAGUAUGUGAACAAGUUUGUCAAUGGCACCAUCGGAAGGGCCACCUGGACGCCUGCCCACAGUCAAAGGCCGCGGCUAAUCGAUCACACUGGAGACGAUGACGCCGGGCCACUGGGCACCAGUGCGCUGGCAAGCCUCCCACCUCUGGACAUCAACUCUGAUGAGGCCAUGCAGCUGGGCUACAUGCCCAACAGGGACAGCUUCGAGCGAGAGUACGAUCCCACGGCCGAGCAACUGAUCUCGAACAUCACCCUCAGCUCUGAGGACACGGAGGUGGAUGUAAUGCUUAAGCUGGCCCACGUAGAUAUCUAUACCCGCCGUUUAAGGGAACGCGCCCGCAGAAAACGGAUGGUAAGGGACUACCAGCUGGUCUCGAACUUCUUCCGCAAUCGCAAUUACGCCCUGCACCAGGGCCUCACCAAGGAACAGCGCGAAUUUCGGGACAGAUUCCGAGUCUAUGCACAGUUUUAUACCUGCAACGAGUAUGAGCGGCUGCUGGGUUCGCUGGAGCGGGAAAAAGAGCUUCGCAUCCGACAGGCGGAACUGUACAGAUAUCGCUACAACGGGCUGACUAAGAUCGACGAAUGCGUUCACUUCGAACAGCAUGCGGCAAUGGCGACGCAUCGUCCGACGGGACCGUAUGGUCACGGCAAGACUGACCACACGCAACACUCCAAUGGAAGUCUUCGGCCGCCAAACUCUUCCUUGCACUCCCCACAACCGAAUCUCAGAAAGGUCGAAAUGUCAAGCGGCGCCGAGGCAAGUUCAAGUUCAAUCGCACCAAGAAACACGCUCCACACCGCCGACCCGACUUGCUCCGGCGCAUUAUUGCACAGCAGAAGUUACUUGGAUAGCUGUCGGGCAUCGUCGGCAGCUACGAUGCUGCAGACGACGACGAUGACGACGACGGGGAUGGGCGUGGGUCAGGGGGUGGCAAUGGGAAUGCCGAUAACAUUGGACUCGGGAGUGACGACGGGAGCGAUUUCCACGGCUACGACGAUGGCGAAUCUGCCAACGAAUUCCGCGAAGGGAAGCCAACAACAUCUGCAGCCGCUGCAGCAGCAGCAGCUCCUGCAAAGCAGCGGCGGCAGCCACAAAAACCUACUGCCAAACGAGGCCGCCGGCGAAAGCAGUAGUGACCAGGCUACCAGUAUGAGCCUGAAGCUGCGUACCCAACUGGAAGAACUGAAGCACCUGCCCCAGCCUCUGGGCAGCAACUUGCUAAGCCACAACGAGCUGGAUCUGUGCAAGAAGCACAAUAUUACGCCGACCACCUACCUCUCCCUGAAGACCGUCUGCCUAAGCGGAGCACCAUCGCUGGGCAGUCCCAUGGAGACUUCGCUGCGAAAGUUUUUUAUCAAGUGCGGCUGGCUGAGCCACUGAUGGAACCGAUACCCUUCUCCCGAGUCCCGUGCAUUAAGAGUCACACAUGCAUUUUCCGAUCUAAUUCAAUUUAUUUUAUUAUCGUUAGUAUCUAAGUAAAAGACAAUUUUUUAUACUGUUCCAACUUUCGUUGCCAUUUUCUUCGAGGGAAAAACUACAGAAAACCGAAAAUUAAUCUUACUUGUAUCAAGUUAAGCUCAAAAAUUAGCCACAAUUUUGUUCCUUUUCGUGUGAGAAAUAAGUAUGUAUUAAACUAUGCGUAAGUAGGUCUCCCAACCAAUUGAAUGUGUAUGAUAUAGUAUGAAGUGUAAAUGAAGUAAUAAAUGUAAUGCGAGCAAG